Megalobrama amblycephala (Wuchang bream) is the source of this 3109-nucleotide messenger RNA. RefSeq names its product glutaminase like (gene glsl). The record is from RefSeq and is a predicted model, not a curated record. Lineage: Eukaryota; Metazoa; Chordata; Actinopteri; Cypriniformes; Xenocyprididae. The coding region runs from base 734 to 2695 and encodes 653 amino acids. The transcript has 22 exons. Gene Ontology annotation, biological process: L-glutamine catabolic process. Gene Ontology annotation, molecular function: protein binding; glutaminase activity.
UGUAGGUUAAUGUCUACUUCUAAUUUAUUUAACAGUUAAACUAAUCAAGAGCAAAAUAAAAAAAAAUGUGUAUGUAUAUUACAUGAUAUAAAUGUUGUAUUUUUUGACCAGUUUUAAAGUUUUACUACAUUUUCCUCCUGGAAUCCACCUUGAAAUCCUACCCCCUGUUGGGAUCAGGAUAAUCCUGUUUUUUUUUUUUUUUUGGAUCAAAGUUAUCCAAAUCCUACUGACAAGUUUUGAACAACACAAACUGAAGGUUUGAUCCAGAUUAAAACUAGGAUUGGUCUAAUCUGAUUUCAGAAUCCUUUUUUCCAUUUGAACAACCCAUUUUCAAGAUUUGAUCCAAUCCGAAAGCCGGAAUCCGAUCAGAUUACUUUUGAACAACUGGCCCAUUAAUAUCAAUUUGAAAUUCUUACGAUAUAUAACAUAUAUUACAAUGAAUAUUAUUAAACAAUGAUGGUUAGUAGUGCUGAUUUUAAUAAUAAUAAUAAUAAUAAUUAUAAUUAUUAUUAUUAUUAUUAUUAAUACCAUACUUGUUGUCUAGUAGUAUUUUUGUUUCUUGUCUAUUUUGUUCUCCUAUUACAAAGUGUUCCUUUCCAGAAUGGAGAUCCCUCCUCCAAGAUGCACUGCCAAAAAGACUCAUCUUUGUCUCCAGGAGCUAAACGAACACACCAUUUGGAAUUCUUCAAACUCUAGUUGAUUGCCUUUAUAAAGCAUAAAGGGAAGUUUCAUCAUGGAGAACAGCUUAAGCCAAGAAGCAGAGGAAAAUCCCUAUCUGUGUUUUCAGAGAACACCGUCUCUCAGACGUAAAUGGAGAAAGCGCUACGGAGGCCUGGACGGCAACAAACUGCUGGAGCCAAAUAAGGAGGAUGACACAAGAGAGAAUGGAGAGAUGACAGAUGCCUUCACAAACAGGAACGCAGACCCUGUGAAGUUUACUGCUAAGGAAACAAAAUCUGCAGGGAACAUUCCUCAACAUGUGCCAAGAAAUACCUUUCCAUCCCAGAGGCCAGUCAAUUAUGUCUCUCCAGGCUCUACAGGCGUGCCAUCUUUUAUAACCAACGGAGGCACAAAACGGACAGUACCAGAGCAGGACAAACUUCAAGCCAGCCAAGCAUGGCAACACUUGGGCCGACCAGAGACCCAUCAAGGGCAUUUUAAGAAAAAAGUGGCUGCUGAUGUGCUCUUUGAUUAUUUCGCCUCUGGGGGAAGAGUCAACUGCAAUCAGUUUUUUGAGGCCUUGUGGAGCUCAGGAAUCAUCCGAACAGACCCGCGGAUUAAAGACUGCUACGGCCUGAUGCGGAAGCUACAGGAAGCGGAUGGAACUGUUGACAGGAGCACUUUUCACAGGUGCGUGACAGGCUUUGUGUCUUUCAUCCUGAAGGCAUUGCAGGGAAGAUUUGUCAUUCCAGAUUUCUCUACCUUCACAGAGGAAACACAAAAGCUGUUUAUUAAAUGCAAACAACUAUCCUCUGUGAAGGAGAAAGAAGACGUAAGAGAGAGUGGCACAAAAUGGGGCAUUUCAGUUUGUACUGUGGAUGGGCAGAGACUUUCCUUAGGAGACUGGGCUGAACCUUGCAUUCUGGGAGAGAUAUCCUGGCCUCUCAUAUACGGCCUCGCGGUGGACCAGCAAGGAUCCGACUACGUGCACAGAUUUGUAGGAAUGGAGGAAUAUUCCAAAUACGAGUCUCCAUUUACCCUGACCAAGCAAGGUGUGCCUCAUAGUCCACUGGUUGAGACAGGAGCCAUUAUCUGCACUUCUUUAUUACAGCUGGCAACCAGACCAGUCACUGAGGAAGAAGAAAAGUACGAGUCUGUUUUGAAUAUCAUCAGAAGACUGUGCAACAAAGAGCAUGCAAACCUAAACUGCACCAGUUAUCAAAACUUGCGAAAAGACAUCAUCCGUCUCCACGCACUCUCAUUUUACUUACAAGAGAAGAAAUGCUUUCCGGAAGGUGUGGGAAUCAAUUCUACACUGGAUUUACUGUUGCAGUGUUUAUCGACAGAAGUCACCUGCGAGUCCGGCGCAGCAUUGGCCGCUACCCUGGCUAAUGGAGGAUUGUGCCCCCUGUCAGGUGACCAAGUGAUGUCCCCUCACGCCGUCCGCAGUAGCCUUUCCAUGAUGCAGGUGGCUGGAAUGAAUGACUAUUCCAGAACAUUUCAUUUCAGGACGUCUGUGCCUGCCAAGUCCAGUCAGUCUGGUGUUGUGCUGAUCGUGGUUCCUGGAGUUCUGGGACUCGUGUGCUGGUCACCUGGGCUGGAUUGCAAUGGAAAUUCCUGGAGGGGUGUUCAUUUCUGUGAGGAGCUGGUUUCAACCUUUCAGCUGCACAGUUUUGACAUCAGGACACCCUUCAGACAGGUGCUGUGUUACAGACAGUGGAAGGUGGAGUCAGAGGGAUACCAAAUCAUGAAUGUACUCUUAGCUGCUUACAGAGGGGACAUGGUGUCUCUGCGCAGGUACCUUCUGUCAGGAGCAGAUGUGAAUGCUGUGGAUUAUGAUGGACGGUCAGCGCUGCACGUCGCAGCCUCCGAGGGCCAUCUGGAUGUCAUCAAGUUCCUGGUGGAGAACGCAGGUGCAAACUGCACACUCAAGGACAGGUGGGGAAACACCGCAUUACAGGAGGCCAUGAGAUGCAAUCAAGACCCUGCCAUCCAGUGUCUGAAGAAAUACACAGAUUAUGAAGAGAGUUUAUAAUUGGGUGCAUUAAUUUACACUUGAUAUUUACAUUCAAGGUACAGAUAGGAAGAUACUGAUUAUAUUUAGAAUGAAGAGGAGGUUGUAAAGAGCAGCAAAGGCAACAGUCCCUGACAAACACUCACUGCUUAUUAGGAAUUAUUCAAAGAGACUGAAACCGUGUUUUCCCAAUAAAUGCUACAGCAGCAUGUGUUUACUGAUUCAACACUUAAACAUUAUGAAUGCAGUGCCAUCAUGUUUUUGCUGUAGCUGUUGGGUAAACGACGGAAUGCAAUUGAACCAUGUUCUCAAGGGUAUUUUCCUAAAUGUAAGGUUGGGGCAAGUUGUCACAUGUUUUAUCAAUGUUCUUUGUUGAAAACUGUUUGUUUGGUCAAUUUAAUGCAUCCUUGCUGAAUAAAGUAGACUAUUAAUUUC